UCAAAAUUCCUUACCAGUUCGGGAGAGAUGCCGAACGCCGCCAUGGCCGGAACCAAGUUCUCGUCGUACCACCUCGCCGCAGCGCUCCGCCGCGAGCGCGACCCCUCCGCCGCGCUGCGCCUCUUCCUCAACCCGCCGGCCACCCCUGUUUCCACCCCGUUCCGCUACUCCCUCCGCUGCUACGACCUCAUCAUCUCCAAGCUCGCCGCCGCGCGCCAGUUCCCGGCCAUGGAGGCCCUCCUCUCCAGCCUCCGCGCCUCCUCCCUCCAGCCCCGCGAGCCCCUGCUCCGCUGCGUCAUAUCCGCCUACGGCCGCGCCCGCCUCCCCGCCGCCGCCCGCCGCGCCUUCGCCCACCCCGCCUUCCCCGGCCCCCGCACCACCCGCGCCCUCAACGCCCUCCUCCACGCCCUCGCCGUCUGCAGCACGCCCCUCGCCGAGCUCCUCUCCGUCUGCCGGGACGCCGCCAUCCCUCCGGACGCGUGCACCUACAACAUCCUCAUGCGCGCGUCUGGUGGCUCCAUCGACCACGUCCGCCUCCUGUUCGACGAAAUGCUGCAGCGGCGGAUCGCCCCCACCGUCGUCACGUUUGGCACCCUGGUCGCCGCGUUUUGCGAUUGUGGCCGGCUCGAGGAGGCGUUCGACGUCAAGGACGCCAUGGCUAAGCAGUACAAUGUGAGGCCAAAUGCUCAUGUGUAUGCCAGUUUGAUGAAGGGGCUCUGUCAGAGGGGGGAUGUGGACAAGGCGGUCAGGCUCAAGGAGGAGAUGGUGGCGAGCGCAGAUCUUGGACUGGAUUCCGCCAUUUACGCGACCUUGGUUAGGGCGUUGUUUAGGGGUGGCCGGAAAGGGGAAGUGGUUGGUUUGCUGGAAGAGAUGAAGCGAAGGGACAUUCAGGCUGAUAGGGUGGCGCACAAUGCAAUGAUCGCAGGUUUCUGCGAGGAUGAGGGCGAUCUAGAUGCUGCAUUCACGGUGCUGGAUGACAUGCAGAAAAGUGGGUGCAAGGCAGAUGCAGUUAGUUAUAACACAUUGGUUGCUGGGCUGUGCAAGUUGGGGCGGUGGCGGGACGCAAAUGAGUUGGUUGAGGACAUGCCUAGAAGGGGCUGCCCUCCUGAUGUGGUGACGUACAGAAUGCUCUUUGAUGGGAUGUGUGUUGCCGGGGCGUUCCAUGAAGCAGAUCAGGUUUUGGAUGAGAUGACUUUUAAGGGUUUUGCGCCAAGCAAGGAUGGCGUGACCAAGUUCAUUCAGGGAAUUGAGAGGGAAGGGGAUGCAGUGUUGCUAGAGUCAGUGUUGUGCCGUCUGGCAAAGGUGAACGCUUUGGAGUCAACUGCAUGGGAGAAAGCUGUCACCAGUGCGCUGAAUGAUCCUGCAGAGCUUAUGAUAGAGAAACAUCUGGAUAAUUUAAGAUUCAAUUGACUGGAUCUCUGGAUACUUGAUUAACAUGGUUGUUGUUUUGAAAGUAUGAUUGUGCUGUUUUAUCUACUAAGCUACCACUAUGUUGUAUUGCUAGCCAAGGCUACCUAUCACGUUUUCCUACACAAUUCAGGGUGGAUGUAGUGCGCAGAUGGGAGUAUAUUGGCAAUACAAAUGCUUCAUACAAGGUUAUAGAAACCCUAGAGAAGGAUUUGUAUACAGUUUCCCUACACUACAGGAACUCCAUGUGAACAAAUAUGUAUAGAAGCUAGCAGAAGACACAACAAUAGUUUUCCCUAAAAUAACACAUUUUAUGGCUACACAUUAAUUAGGGGGGUAUUUACAAGAAUUAGCAAAUGCCAGAAAGAGUGAAGAUAUUGGAGAAAAGACUUUACAAGUGCAACAGUCGUAUGGCUAUCUUAUCAAUUUCUAUGCCUUUCAAAACUGAAGUAUUCAGUUGGAAACUGAUGUAGUGAGUACAUGUUUACCGCUUCCAUCUCCUGUGCCUUAUGCCACACAAAAUCAGCUCUGUUAGCAGUAGUUCGCAGUCGGAGCCUGGACUUGACAGUCUCUCCCGUUUAUCUUUGAAAACUCAGGUGUCAUCAUGAAGGUUGUUUUUUUAGGGAUAGAUUUCCUGAACGACAGAAAACCUCAAAGCUUCUGAUAUUUUUGUUGAUAUGGCUAGAAAGAAAUAAAUGAAUCUUCAGGCAAGUGGAGCACUCCUUUCCCUGACUGCCGGCAUCUAGGAAGAAGUUCCUGCUUGGAAGGAGGUUCGCCAGUUAAUGCGUAGUUUAGAACUUUAUUUUCCUGCCUUUAGUCCAUCAACAACCUCCAUUCGUUGAACGAAAAUCUAGCACUUGUUCACAUAAAAAAGGAACUAUUUGUUUGGCAUAGAACCAAACCAAGUUUUGUUUCACUCCAGUUUAAACCAUUUUUCUUAGUCAUCCUGGUGUUCGGCAUACAAAUUCUUGUGAUUAUCAGAUAUGCAAACUUUUCAUAGUUGAUUUCCAGCUUCCAAUUUUCAUUCUCUUUUAGUCAUACAAUCUACAUGUAAAAUAAAAUCAGUACUGCAUUAAGGUAUGUAUCAUUGGUAAAUGAUAAAUUAAUAUGCUGCACCAUUAGCAUGUAAUUGGAUCAUUAGUCUUUGGUGCAAAGUAUGCCAUGACGUCUAGGGCCAUUUUGUUUGGACUCAAAUGAAUGCCAUGAGCUUACGAUGCUUUUAAUUGUCACUUUCAUUAACUCCUUAGUUGAUUCUUUCACUUGUUUAGUAUUUCGUAUUAAUGGAAAUACGAGGUUGGCAAGCAAUACUGUAGACACGCUUGUAAUUUUUUUCUUUGUGUGUUGGUUCUAAGAAUAUGUCCUAUUCCAGCCUAUCGGAAACUUGCUCGGAGCUAUCAUCCUGAUGUAAACUAGUAAGUUUGGUAAUCAUUAGCUUGUUGCUUUCCAGCUCCUUAUAACACUUUUGUUUCAACAAUGCAGUUGCUACCGACCAUCUAAAGGACGCUGGAGAUACGGUUUGAACUCUGAAAGUUGACUUCAUCCGGGAAGAGAAAUGGGCGGUCGGUUCAGAAGUUGCAUGUCUAAAGUCAUCGUGCUGAAGCUCCUUCUAUUUUUUUUUUCACAAGUGAACUGAAACUAUUCCCAAUCCAAAACACGUCAGGCUAACUACCCAGCAUUACAGCCAGACCUGGGCAUGGCUAGCUUCAGGGUUCAGGGUCUGUUAUGUCCUUGAGUGGCGAAUUUUAUAUUUGGAUAAUCGAAGGUAUGGAAAGGAACGAGCGAUAAGGCGGCCUUUACAUGUGUCAAACUAAGAGAAACGUUGAUCAAGAAUGUUAGGUAGGCGCAUGAUUCAUUCAGCUUCUUAAACACGAGGCCAGAGCAGAACCGAUGAAUUUGGACGCGUGUUGCCUCUGCUUUUGCCUAUGACUCGACUAAAAAAGUCCCUUUUGUACUGCCGCACACUUGCUAUCUUUCUUCCUUUCUGCGAUGCUCUAUGUACGGGAAUGUAUGUAGUAUGUCGAGUUAAGUAACGAAUCUAGCUUGGGGGGCAGAAAGGGAAGCGAGAAUGGAACCAGUGUCACAUCGGAUGCUCGCUAUUGGGCUGCUACAAAACCCCUAUAGUUGAGAAAAAGAAACAGAGAUGAAACGUGGGGUAACCCAGAUCACUCGGACUAGCUGAACUCUUCACUAUUCUAAAACCGGAGCACAGGCCUAAUCACAGUCACU
Triticum dicoccoides is the source of this 3633-nucleotide messenger RNA. RefSeq names its product putative pentatricopeptide repeat-containing protein At1g53330. The record is from RefSeq and is a predicted model, not a curated record. The transcript is spliced from 4 exons. The coding region runs from base 28 to 1410 and encodes 460 amino acids. NCBI's taxonomy places the organism in Eukaryota, Viridiplantae, Streptophyta, Magnoliopsida, Poales, Poaceae. Gene Ontology annotation, molecular function: protein binding; mRNA binding.